Messenger RNA from Musa acuminata subsp. malaccensis (wild Malaysian banana), 640 nucleotides. RefSeq names its product cysteine-rich and transmembrane domain-containing protein WIH2. The record is from RefSeq and is a predicted model, not a curated record. Gene Ontology annotation, cellular component: plasma membrane. Lineage: Eukaryota; Viridiplantae; Streptophyta; Magnoliopsida; Zingiberales; Musaceae.
AAAUAUUUCGUCAAUGCGUCCUCGCCCGAAGCGGCGAAGAAAUCUUGGUCUCUCGCUCGAGGCCUCCGACUCGGAAAGGACGAGCGAGGAGGAUGAGCUACUACAACCAGCAGCCCCCCGUCGGCGUCCCUCCUCCUCAAGGAUAUCCGCCGGAGGGAUACGCCAAGGGCACGUAUGCGCCGCCCGGGUACCCACCGCAGGGCUACCCGCCGCAGAGCUAUCCGCCGCCCGGUUACCCGCCGCAGGGCUACCCGCCGCAGGGCUACCCUCCGCCCUACGCCCAGGCGCCGCCACCGCCGCCCCAGAAGCAGAGCAGCGGCCCCUCCUUCGUCGAGGGAUGCCUGGCUGCUCUUUGCUGCUGCUGCCUUCUGGAAGCUUGCUUCUGAGAGGGGCUUCGAAAAAUUUGGGCAAUAUGGUCUGAUUUAAGGAGAUUGGUUGACGCAAUAACUAGUUUGCAUUUGCAAAGAAUCCUGUAUACAAUGAUUUGCCUUUUUCUUUGUAUUCUUCUUUCUUGUAUGUUUGUUAUAAGAAAUCUAGAAUUGAGUGUGCUACGCUUGUUUUACAUUUGAAUUACAUGAUCUCCUGUUAUGUAAUGGAACAUGAAGCAUUAAGUGCUCUUUGCUGCGAUUUGGAGUUGGUA